CCAAUCAGGUGAAUUAGCGCGUCAAACGCGGCAGUAAUUAUCUCACGGAGAUUCGCCGGGCGGUUCUGAUUGACUCGUUUCCAGGUGCUUUGCGUCCAUGAGGCCACUGAAGCCUGGGUCUGAGCGUGUCUCCUUCCAUCUGCUUCCUGUCCGGUCCAGCUCCUGUCCGUCUGCCCCUCCUGCAGAGAUCCUGUCUCAUUACCUGUCCGUUCCAGGCCACUUCUCCCGAUGAGGCUGUGGGUCACAGGUCCACCCAGUAGAGUGCUCUCCUCACAGCCAAGCGUGGGAUUCUUUGACAGCCAGAUGUUGGAGCAAGCUAAAAGCCCCGUCAGUGCCAGCCUCUCUUUAAGAGCUGCCCCAGCUGAGGUGGAUUAAAGAGCUGCGGGCGCAAAGCAUGGAGAUGCAGAGGUGGAGCACCAGGUGGAAAACGAAAAGGUGGCUGUGGGAUUCAACGCUAAUUGCACUAGUCACGUUAGUUUUAAUUCUUCAAGCUGCCGGCGUCGGAGCAGCUGAACCAGUGGAUGUACUGAAGGUGCUUGACUUCCAGAGCUCCCCUCAGGGAGUAAAGAAAACACCAGGGUUCUGCACAGUUCGCAGAGGAUCCAAACCUGACAUCGCUUACCGAGUAGGAAAAAAGGCUCAGCUCAGCGCUCCGACCAAGCAGCUCUUCCCAGGGGGAGUUUUCCCAGAAGACUUCUCCAUCCUCUUUACCAUCAAGCCCAAGGCCGGACUCCAGUCCUUCCUGCUGUCCGUGUACAACAAACAAGGCAUCCAGCAGCUCGGCGUGGAGGUGGGCCGUGCCCCCGUCUUCCUGUACGAGGACCAGCAUGGCAGGCCUGCCCCCGAGGAGUACCCGCUGUUCCGCUCCAUCAACCUGGCUGACGGCAAGUGGCACCGUGUGGCCAUCAGCGUGGAGAAGAAGAGCGUCACCAUCAUUGUGGACUGUAAGAAGAAGGUGACCAGGCCGCUCGGCAGAAGCGACCAGGCUGUCAUUAACACAGAGGGCAUUACUGUCUUUGGCACCAGGAUUCUGGAUGAGGAGGUCUUUGAGGGUGACAUUCAGCAGCUGCUGAUAGUGGCAGACCCCAGGGCAGCCCAUGACUACUGUGAACACUACAGCCCUGACUGUGAAACCCCCAGCCACCACGACACCCCCCAGGCCCAGGAACCCGAGGAAGAGUACACUAACUAUGACUAUGGCGAGUUCUACGACUACAGCGAAGGAGGGUUAAUCACUGAUGCUCCCCCAACUGAACAAGCCAAGAUUGAGACAAAUGUUGGUGGAGACUACUACACGGGUGAGUAUGACUACACCCCUGUGGACAAAAGCCAGCCUGAAACGCCCACUGAGACCAAGGAACAAGGCCAGACCUACGAAGAGGAAAUAGUGGAUGAUUACAUCACCGGAGCAGAAGAGGUCGGUGUGGACCCUACAGUCCCUGUGAAAUCUGCCACUCCAGUGGAGACCAAGGAGAAGGUCGACCCCAACACAGACGUUUACGAAUUUAAGGAAUAUGAUAUAAAGGAAUACGACAAUAAGCAGUUUGUAGAGAAGCCGUACGAGUACGGUGAUUACGGCGACUAUGGCCCCACCGAUGCCAAGCCUACAUCUGUAACGUAUGAGGAAGAGUUUGGUCCUGGGGUUCCAGCAGAGACGGACAUCAGAGAGAGCAGUGUGAGUGGAGGCCAAAGCUACCUGGGAGAAAAAGGAGAGAAAGGCGAACCAGCUGUAAUUGAGCCGGGGAUGCUUAUAGAAGGACCCCAAGGAGCCCCUGGCCAAGCAGGCCUUCCCGGUACCCCAGGUUUGCAGGGUCCCCCAGGUGCCGCAGGAGAUCCUGGUGAGAGGGGUCCUCCAGGGCGUCCUGGUAUUCCUGGUUCAGACGGUGUCCCUGGGCCUCCAGGUACCAUUCUGAUGCUUCCAUUCCGUGCUGGCGGUGAGGCACACAAAGGACCUGUGGUUACAGCCCAAGAAGCUCAGGCUCAGGCCAUCUUAUCUCAGGCUAGGCUGGCGGUGAGAGGUCCUCCAGGCCCAACAGGCAUGGCCGGGAGAUCUGGUCCUGUGGGAAGUCCUGGUGCUCCUGGACUUAAAGGUGACAGCGGUGACUCUGGGCCACAGGGCCCCAGAGGUCUUCAGGGUCCAACGGGGCCUCCAGGAAAAGCAGGAAAAAGGGGUCGAAACGGAGCCGAUGGAGCUCGAGGAAUGCCAGGAGAGGCAGGCGCCAAGGGUGAGCGAGGGUUCGACGGCCUCCCUGGGCUUCCUGGAGAAAAGGGACAUAGAGGAGAACAGGGUUCUACCGGUCCUCCAGGACCUCCUGGAGAGGAUGGACCGAGAGGUGAAGACGGCCAGGUUGGACAGAGAGGAGUAGCUGGAGAGGGCGGUCCUAGAGGUUUGCUGGGCCCCAGAGGGACUGCGGGUCCCCCAGGGCAGCCUGGUCUUCCUGGACUUGAUGGACAAGCUGGUCCCAAGGGAAACAUGGGUCCACAAGGAGAGGGAGGGCCUCCUGGGCAGCAGGGUUUGCCUGGUCCACAUGGUCUUAUUGGUCCUCAAGGUCCAAUUGGGCCUCCUGGUGAAAAAGGACCUCAAGGUAAACAAGGCCUAGCUGGUCUUGCUGGUGCUGAUGGUCCACCUGGUCACCCAGGAAAAGAGGGUCCUGCAGGCGAGAAGGGAACAGCUGGUUUCCCUGGUCCGAUGGGAUCCAUCGGCUACCCCGGGCCUCGCGGUGUAAAAGGAGCUGAGGGAAUCAGGGGCCUUAAAGGUGACAAAGGAGAGAAGGGAGAAGAUGGAUUUCCUGGCUUCAAAGGAGACAUGGGUCUCAAAGGUGACAAGGGUGAGGGCGGCCUGCAAGGACCCAGAGGAGAAGACGGUCCCGAGGGCCCCAAGGGCAAGACUGGACCCAAUGGAGAAGCUGGCCCCUUGGGAUUAGCUGGAGAGAAAGGAAAACUCGGCGUUCCUGGUUUGCCUGGGUAUCCGGGAAGACAAGGCCCCAAGGGCUCCAAUGGCUUCAAUGGAUUCCCUGGAGCAAACGGCGAGAAAGGCGCAAGGGGAAUUGCCGGCAAAGCUGGACCUAGAGGGCAACGUGGCCCAACGGGUCCACGCGGUGGACGUGGCGCAAGAGGACCAACAGGGAAACCAGGAGCAAAGGGAACCUCAGGCAAUGAUGGACCUCCUGGUCCUCCAGGAGAGAGGGGACCUCAAGGACCACAAGGACCUGUCGGCUUCCCAGGACCCAAAGGACCCAAUGGUCCACCAGGAAAAGACGGGCUGCCUGGUCAUCCUGGACAGAGGGGAGAGACGGGCUUCCAAGGAAAGACUGGACCUCCAGGACCUGGAGGAGUGGUUGGACCACAGGGACCAACUGGAGAGACAGGGCCAGGUGGUGAACGAGGACAUCCAGGCUCCCCUGGUCCACCUGGGGAGCAAGGUCUACCAGGAGCUGCUGGGAAAGAGGGUGGAAAGGGUGAUCCAGGUCUCCAAGGCCCUGGUGGAAAGCCAGGCCCUCAAGGCUUGAAGGGCUUUCAAGGAACUAGAGGUCUCCCAGGGGCAAUGGGUCCAGCUGGCUUAAAGGGAGGAGAAGGGCCUCAGGGUCCCCCUGGCCCCAUCGGUUCUCCUGGAGAGAGAGGUGCUGCUGGCCCCGGAGGUCCCAUUGGUCUGACAGGACGCAACGGGCCCCAAGGGCCUCCUGGCCCCGCUGGAGAGAAGGGUGGCCCUGGAGAGAAAGGUCCAAUGGGUCCUGCUGGCCGUGAUGGCAUCCAAGGCCCUGUGGGCCUUCCUGGUCCUGCUGGUCCUCAGGGUCCCCCUGGAGAGGACGGAGACAAGGGAGAAGUUGGUGGACCUGGACAGAAGGGAAGCAAAGGAGACAAGGGUGAACUUGGUCCACCAGGCCCCGGUGGGCUCCAGGGUGUAGUUGGAGCUCCAGGUCCAGCUGGCAGCGAUGGUGAGUCCGGACCCAGGGGACAGCAGGGCAUGUUUGGCCAGAAGGGAGACGAAGGACCCAGAGGAUUCCCAGGUCUGCCGGGGCCCGUUGGACUGCAGGGUUUGCCCGGUCCUCCUGGUGAAAAGGGAGAGAAUGGAGAUGUCGGGCCAAUGGGUCCACCUGGUCCUCCUGGCCCCAGAGGUCCCCAAGGUCCAGGCGGCGCUAGCGGUGCACAAGGUCCUCCUGGUGGUAUUGGUUCAGCUGGAGGUGUUGGUGAGAAGGGAGAAACUGGAGAAGCUGGAAACCCAGGAUCAGCUGGAGAGCCCGGUCGUCCAGGCCUCAGAGGAGAAACUGGCGAAAAAGGAGAAACCGGCCCACCAGGAGCUGCUGGACCCGCAGGUGGCCGUGGUCCCUCUGGAGAUGACGGACCCAAGGGUAACCCUGGUCCUGUCGGGUUCCCAGGAGACCCUGGUCCCCCCGGUGAGCCUGGUGCUGCUGGUAUUGAUGGUUUACCAGGUGACAAAGGAGAUGAUGGAGAAGCUGGUCAACCUGGCCCUCCAGGUCCAUCAGGUGAGGCUGGAGUACCAGGACCUCCUGGCAAAAGGGGACCUGUUGGACAAGCAGGCCAGGAGGGAAGACAAGGCGAGAAGGGAUCAAAGGGAGAAGCUGGAGCUGAAGGACCUGUUGGGAAAACCGGACCAGUGGGACCUCAAGGUCCCUCUGGAAAGUCAGGCGCUGAGGGCCUGCGUGGCAUCCCAGGCCCUGUUGGUGAGCAAGGACUUCCUGGAGCUUCAGGUCAAGAUGGACCUCCUGGACCUCUUGGACCCCCUGGACUUCCUGGAAUGAAAGGUGACUCUGGAUCCAAAGGAGAGAAGGGUCAUCCAGGUCUCAUCGGUCUGAUUGGUCCCCCCGGUGAGCCAGGAGAGAAAGGAGACAGAGGUCUGCCCGGACCGCAGGGUAGUGCAGGUGGCAAGGGAGAUCCUGGUCUUGGUGGUACACACGGUCCUCUUGGUCCUCCUGGUCCACCUGGUCUACCUGGAGCUUCAGGACAGAAAGGAUCCAAGGGAUCAACUGGGUCAGCUGGUCAGAAGGGAGAGCCUGGACUGAUCGGUCCACCUGGAGCUCCUGGACCCCCUGCUGACGUCAUCCAGCCGCUCCCCAUUCAGCAAUCCUCCGGAAAGAUCAGGCGUCAGGCCGAGAUGCAGGGAGAUGAGGCAGACUACGCUGCAGGCAUGGAGGGAAUGGAGGACGUCUUCGGCUCCCUCAACAACCUCAAACAAGACAUCGAGCGCAUGAAGUUCCCCAUGGGCACCCAGGACAACCCAGCCAGGACCUGCAACGACCUUCGCCUCAGCCAACCUGACUACCCGGAUGGUGAAUACUGGGUCGAUCCAAACCAAGGCUGCAUCGGAGACGCCAUCAAUGUGUUCUGCAACUUCACAGCAGGCGGGGAGACGUGCAUCUACCCAGACAGGAAAUCUGCAAUGGUUAGAAUAUCGAACUGGCCCAAGGAGCAUCCAGGUUCAUGGUUCAGUGAAUUCAAACGUGGCAAAAUUUUGAACUACGUGGACGCGGCAGAAAACACCAUCAACCCGGUGCAGAUGACCUUCCUGAAGCUACUGAGCUCCUCCGUGCGGCAGAACUUCACCUACAUCUGCCACCAGUCUGUGGCCUGGUACGACAGCAGCUCUGACAGCUACGACAAGGCUCUGCGCUUCCUGGGCUCCAACGAUGAGGAGCUGUCUUACGAUAACAACCCCUUCAUUAAGCCGCUGAGUGACGGCUGCUCGGUGAAGCAGGGCUAUUCAAAGACGGUGAUGGAGAUCAACACUCCCCGCAUCGACCAGCUGCCCAUCAUCGACGUCAUGCUGAAUGACUUUGGGGACUCCAACCAGAGGUUUGGCUUCGAGGUCGGCCCCGUCUGCUUCCUCGGCUAGACACGCCCCUGCUUCCUGCUGAAGGACGGGGUCAGAGGGUACCAUAUUAACACCCACACGCUGAGAUCCGACAACCUUCACCUUCUCUCCCCGCAAAGCAAAAAAACCUGUGUUUUUCUUUUGUUGCCGAGAAGAUCCACUCAAGCCUGGAGAAGAAGAGUGCCCCCCCCCCCUCCCCCCCUCAAGCCCUGUCAUGAAAGCGCUGACCCGGGGAAGCUACUCCUCGCCCUUGUAGGGCCAGAAUCACAUGACUUUAACUCAGCAAUGCGAGUGCCAUCAGGAAAAGGACAUUUGAUGCCGUGGCGGACGGUGGCACACCUUCAGCAACGGAGAGCGGAUCCACUCACCCGAAGCUCCAUCCUCCCUCGUCCUCCUCCUCCACCACGCCUCCCUCUCUGGGUGCUGGAGGUGCUGCUCUGAAUACAACCACAGAGGUGCUUUUGUGCAGAAUCACAAGACGCUCAAGGUGCUACAAAAUGUUCUUUUUGAUAAAACUGUAAUUAUUAUUAUUAUUAUUAUUAUUUUGUACAAUACUGUUCCUGUCCGAAUCCGCUCUAACGCUUGCAUGUGCCCCAGCUCUUAACUUCUAAUAGAAACUUGGUAAACUAUGUUAGAAAUAAAUGCCAUAAAUAUAUUUUAAGAACAAAUGUGAUGAGGAUUACUGUGUAUUUUAAAACCGUUUGUGACAUAAAUUGACAAAAGCUCCAGUUUGUAAGUUUAAGAUGAAUCUUUUGUAAAUAACUUCCAUUAUUUGAGAACAAAGACUGGAGGACAACACAUUGUGCCUUUUUCAUAACAGUUGGAAAUGAAGCCAUAUUAAAAUUAGAUAAUAAUAUAAAUGAUAUGAAAGGGCUUAUUCUUCCACACAGAUCACCCAGACGUUAUACCUCAGUGUCCCUUUACAAUGUUGACAUAUUUGGCUCUUUGAACUUUAUUUUUGUGCAGUUAAAUUCGUCCAGUUUUUGUCUUAACAACAAAAUAUUCUGUUGAACCUCUUUGUAACAAUGGACAAAGUGUUUUCUUGUGCCUUGACUUGUUUGUCCAAAAAUAUUAAAACUGGAUUCUGAAAGAUGUGGGGUGGAAUGUCUGUAUUGCUGAUUAGAGCUUUUACCUUCCUUUGCUAAGAUAAUUUAAGAUUGGGAGGAUCAGUGUUUGGGUUCAUGUGACUGAUUGUGCUGUGAUCUCUUCCCGCUUUCUUUCUCGUGACUCAGAUUCGACUUUGAUCGGGAUCUGUGUGCAUCUCCGCCUCCUCCGCCCACAGCUAAGCCAGCUGUGACUUCCGAGCCGCUUUCAAACCUGUGUAACUAAACUAUGUUUACAAUCUAUGUAAAGCUGAAAUAAAUGUUUGGUGCUUUGCCAAAUGCACAUCG
Molecule: messenger RNA, 7221 nt
Organism: Betta splendens (Siamese fighting fish)
Lineage: Eukaryota; Metazoa; Chordata; Actinopteri; Anabantiformes; Osphronemidae
Product: collagen alpha-1(XI) chain-like
Exons: 70
Coding region: 395-5851 (1818 amino acids)
Molecular function (GO): extracellular matrix structural constituent
Source: RefSeq, a predicted model, not a curated record